Messenger RNA from Bactrocera oleae (olive fruit fly), 3717 nucleotides. Lineage: Eukaryota; Metazoa; Arthropoda; Insecta; Diptera; Tephritidae. The record is from RefSeq and is a predicted model, not a curated record.
GUGUCUUCAAUUCUAUGUUAUUGCUAUUGUUGUGUUUAUUCUUGGUCUUGCUAAACACGUUUAUCGUUCGAUCCGCGACUGCUCAACUGGCGGACCUGAUAGUGUGCAUGGCAAAAAACGUGGCUACGAAGAACCGUUGGAGAGCGGCCGCUUCUAAACGACUCUACAAUCGUGACUCUCACACACACACAUACAUACAAACAUUCUCUUUUGUGCUAUCGCGCGCUGUCUGUGUGUGUUUCUCUUUGACGCUCAUUUGCGCUUGCUUUUCAGCUCCAUUUCGCGGGCGUUAGCAGUUGUUGGCGGUAUUGUAAGGAGCACAUUAGCGAGCAUUGCGAGAAGUGCUGAACAGAAUUUAGUAUGGUUUUGCAGCUUUCAGCGUUGAUAACGAAAAAAGUGUUGGAUCGUCGGCGUUUUACUUAAUUUCUAAUACACACACACACAAAUACAAUUAAAGUGUAUGCCGAGAUCCGCAAAAGCAAAAAAAGAUAUUUCGCACUCACGAAAGCGUUUAGCUAAUUUACGCACCAGCGCAGCAGUUAGUCGCCGUUGCCAUACAACAACAACGUAGAGAAGUUGAAGCUCAAGAAGUUUAGUGCAGCAGCAACGGUUGCUUGGGCAUUUACAGCCUGUUAUUGUUGUUUUCUCACAUUGCUUUGCGUGAAUCAUUGGCAAGCAAUCAUCACCUGACUAACCGAACGACAACAAGCUGCCAAAAUAGCCACAACAACAACACGGCUGAUUGCAGCAGCAACAACCGACACUCGCGCAGUCACACACACAUACACACGCUCACACAACGUGGAGCAGCGCUGGAAAUAUCGUUAGCAGAAAACCGGUUAACCACGACGAGCCUGCACAGCGCGCUUGCUCAUGCCGUUUUUUGCUGUUGUUGUUGUUGAUGCAUACGCGUUUGGCUAACAGCACAAGGAAAAAACUGGUUACCGCUUGCGCCAGCGAAUCGCGGACCGGUUGGGCGAGUUCGGUUUUUUUCUACGCUUUAACAUUAUCAUUGUUGUUGCUGUUUACGUGCGUUUUUUUUUGUUUUCAAAUCGGGGAACGUUUGAACGGUUUUUGUUUUACGCUAAAACAGGCUUUGCCAUUUAUCAUUACAGUUUCAGCCGUCGAACAUGGCUAAGGACACAAUUUCACUACGGAAUAAGUCGAUACCGGAGAUCAGCAAGAAAAAGAGUGCCAAGGACUACAUCGACAUCGAUCAAACCGUGCUGGAACCGAGUCCGCAACGCAUACGCAACAUAUUGACGCUGGAGGAGCGCGUCGCCGCCAUAGAGGCCUACGAUUGUCGGCCCAUGUACACGAAAGUGGCGAAAAUGUUCAAUUGCAGUUGGGAGCAAAUCAAGAAUAUAAUCGCCAAUCGUGAUGCUAUAAUGGAAUUCUAUAUGGCCACACGAAGCGCUGAAACGCAAAACGAUUCAAAUCGCCUUGAGGUACGUUCGCGUAAAAUACGAUUUCUUGGCGAGUGCCUCUACGAGUACAUACAGCGUGCACAAUUUCACACGAAGGCACACAUAACGGAAGAGUUGUUGCGCAUGAAAGCCAUCGAAUUUCGCGAUAUUAUACAAAUCGAUAAUUUCAUGCCGAACAAGGCGUGGAUCAAUCACUUCAAAGCAACCUAUAAUUUUUCGCUGUCAAAUCGCCAAAUAACGAUUACACGCACACCGCCCACUUCGCUGGAUCUCAAGGAUAUCAUGACCUAUUGCACGAAGAAUAAAGCGAAAGCGGAGGCGUCCAGCCCAAGCGCAAUGGAGGAUAGAGAGUCGGAUUUAUAUCGCACCGCCACGCGCAUCGCCAUCUCGGGCGAGAAUGAAGCCGCUUUGCAGGAGAUGAAACAGCGGCGCUUGCGCAAGAUCAACUUCCUCAAGAAGACGCUCUUCGAGUAUUGGCAGCGCGCCAGACAUCACCACAAGAUGCGUAUGAAUGAGAAUUCGUUGCGCAAAGUCGCUUUCGAAUUGAAAGAGAUGCUGAAAAUCGACAAUUUCUAUCCGGAUAAAGAGUGGUUGACACAGUACAUAACGGUCAUAUAUCCGACAAUGCUGAAGCAAGCGCAGGAUCCGCGUGCGCCGCCACUUUCGCUCGACUUGAAGGACAUACUGAGCUACUGCAGUAGGCAGGAGAAUAAGAAACAGGCGCCCAGCACGAUAACGCUGGCGCCGAAAGAAACCGCGCAGCAAACAACUGCCACAACCGCUAUAACAACAACAACUCCGCUAGUGCAAAUACACACCUUCAACUUGCGACGCAGCGAUGAGUCUAGCAAACCAUCGGGCGCGCAAACCACAACAACAUGCGCUAAACCAACUACAACAACAACUACGUCAACAACGAAAAUCAAAGAAGAAAUUAUAGAUCUGGACGCGGAUGAGGAGGAUGUGAAACCAAACAUAAAUGAGCUUGUGUCAACGACACCAUUGCCGACAACAACAACUACAACAGCGGUUGAAACUAAUAAACGCCGCAGAACACCAACACCACCUGCCACGCCAGUGACCAUACAAACCGGGCAACAACAACGCGCGGCGCAGGUCACACCUGCGCAUGGCGCUCAGCUGCCUGCUUUGAGAGUCGUGAGCUUAAGUGAAUUGGUGCCACCGCUCGCACCGUUACUAAGAGCUGCGUCGCCGGCAGCAUUGCCACCCAAUAAUACGCACAUCCCGGAAGUAACAAAAACAACAAGCUUACAUCGCAAACGUCCGAGCAGCGAAGCGAGCUUCACCCACCAACCCCUGAAAAUACAAAAGAUCGAAUCGAUUGGCAUACAAAUUGCCGAGCUACCGGCACAUAGUCCUGGACAUUGGUCGGAGCAUAGCGACCGCGACGAGGAGGAGUUGCCCAAACACGUGACUAAUUACACCGAGGCGCUGAAACUGUUGAAACCCUUGGAAGAGUUCGCGAUGCUGGAAGAGAACUAUCGUGUGAUCGGUUUAAUAUCACAGCUCGAAGAGAUCUUCAAGCAUCCACCGCCGAAGGAGCACAACUGAAUAUAGCUGAAUGUAAAAUUAUGUUUCCUAUAAGAAGUGGCCUUAGGCGGACCUGUUGACUUGUUUUAGAGUUACGCCAUUAACUAAAAAUAGUAUAGUGAAAGCAUGCUUGUAAAUAUUUGUUUGUAGUACGCGUUGAGUACUUGUAUAUAUUUUUUGAUUUAUAAAUAUUCAAAGUGAUAUUUAUGCGGAUAAAUUGAGCUUAUAUGCAAAAAAAAGGCUCUGUACUAAGCAAUUACAACACCACCACACACACAAAUGUACAUUAUUAGAUAUAGAAAAAAGCUUUGUAUUUAUGGAGAAGCAUUAAUUUAGCAAUAUUCUUAUGUAAUUACAAUGUUGGGUUUGCUCUGAAUUAGUCAUAUUUUUAAUUUUAUUUAGUUAAUUAUUUUAAAAUAAUGAAGUAAAUUCGCUUGGAAAAUUAAUUUAAUUUUUUUUCUCACAUAAUAAUCAUCUCAAAAAAAAUAACCUAAAUAUUAUGAUAUAUAACUAUUUUGUCUGUUGGUUUACAUAAUUUUCAAAACUAUAAUCUGAACUGAUACUGUCUAGAAACUAAAAAAAAAUCGUGUUUUUUUUUCAUGUUUCGAUAGUUUAGAUCUUCAAAACAAUGAAAAACGUUAACCGAAGCUAUACUUGUAAUACCCUUACACCUGAUUUUUUAUAACAUACAAAAUGACUAAAAUAAAAAGAUCUGAGAUUGUAGCGUUGCCUUGAAUAA